AAACCCUAACUGGUGGUAGAGAGAUGUAGAAACUACACAGAAACACAUUCUUCAUACUUAAAUUCCCACAGACGUUGUUUGAUGGCAGAAUGAAGUGAUUGUGAACACCAGUGAAGCUUUUAUGUCAGUACAGAAUGAAGAUCCAGCUCCUCCUAAUCACCACCUUCUACCUGAUCUCAGGUCCAGUGUACUGUUUGGAUGUGACUGGUUUCCCAGGAGGUCACGUCAUAAUUGACUUCAAACACAAAAUAAAUUGGAGAUCUACUGUGUAUUUUUGCAAAUUAAAACCAGGCCAUCAGUGUGAAAGGAUAAUAGAAGCUCGGGGCACAGAGUUGAUCAGAGAUGGUCAUAAGGGCAAAUUUACUCUGAUUUUCUCUGAUCAAAGUCUUACACUGAUAAUCAGAACCCUGAGGGUAGAGGAUACUGGACUGUAUCAGGUUGGAGAACACAGUGUGUGGAAUCAGGACAUUAACCUGAAACUGAACCGUGACCCGUGUUGCAGUGAGAUGAAAUCAGUAGCAGGUUCUUUGGGACAGAAUGUGACGAUCAGCUGCUCCUAUCCAGAAGAGUUUGAAAGAAAUAUAAAGUCUUUCUACAAACAGAACAAUCGCUCUUUAACUGAAAUAAUCAGCACCAGUGAAACAGACCCACAUCAGGACGACAGAUUCUCCAUUUCUGAUGACGUGAGGAAUAAAGUGUUCAGUGUGAACAUUAAUGAUGUGAGAGAAGACGAUGGAGGAGUUUAUUUCUGUGCAGUUGUUAAGGAUGAGACUGAGAUCAUUUCUCACUCGCUCUUCACAACAAUACAUCUCCAAACUACUGAAGCAGCGCAAUUCACAACCAAAAAUCCAGAUGUUCCAUCAGACACACCUGAACCUGCAGGUUUCUCAAUUGCUACCAUCACCAUCAUCAUCUCCACCACUGUGUGUGUCUGUGUGGCCCUGCUGCUGGUGGGAGGCUUUUUACUAAUCUUCAAGAUUAGAAGAAACAUGAUACAAGGUUCUGCCGCAAUGAACCAGCGAUCAGAAGCUAAUAACAUGACUUCUGAUUAUGAAAAUGAGACACCUCAGAUUCAGAACAUCAGAAUGCAGCUGGUCUACCAAAACCUAAAUACCAACACCAACCAAUUUGAUUCAGUGUACCAGAGUUUAGACACUAACACAAACCAAUUAGAUUCUGUUUACCAGAGUUUAGAUGGCAACAUCAACUAAUUAGAUUAAAUUUACUGGACAUAAGACCCAGGUAUCUUCAACACCAAUCAGAUUCAUUCUACUAAAGUCCGCCAAGCUACAUGAACCAGGGUAAAGACUUCAACACCAAAGAAGAUUCAGACUACCUAAACCUCACUCCCAAUACCAACAGAUCUGUUGUGCUAAAACUCACUUGAAUGUCAAACUAAAAUCAUUCACUUAUAUACUAUAAACUUUUUACUACAACAAAAUGAAGAAAUAAAUUGUUUUAAUGAAUAAAUAGAAACUUUAUAUUGUGUUAUAAUCAACUAUAUAAUAAUCUGUCAACUCGAGCAAUAGUUGUCAAAACAUACUGUAUCUGCUUUACUAAUCAGCAAUGUAGUGUAUGGAAAAUUCUUCAUGCUUUUUUUUUGUUGUUUUAACAGUAAUCAGUUGCAGGUCAGUGAUUUUCAGGCCCAAUGCUAAGGCAGUUUCACAGUAUAUAAAACAACCAGGAGCUUUCCCCCCUAAUGUUCAUAUGCCAACUAGCUUUUUGCUACCAGAAAGAGCUACCAUCCCUGAACAUUAAAGACUACCAUGUGUUUUCACCAAGCCACUGUACUUUCUCCAGCUGCUGCUACAACACAAAACAGCUGAACAACUUUUAUGUAUGAUGACUGGUCACUGUCACUGUCAGUAACUCCAGGCCUGUUCUCCUAAACUUCUAGCCAAUAAUGACUGUGGAUUUUCCUGACCAUAAUAAAAUAUCCUGCUGAGUUCUGUACAUUUUGAUAGCUAAACAUUAUUGUGUAUAAAACCUUCUGGCUACUUAAAUGUGUAAUUUCAACAUUAGAAUACAUUUUUGCUUUGUUUAAAAAAGUCUGCUUUUCUUUUAAAAAUGUGUAUUGCA
Silurus meridionalis is the source of this 2079-nucleotide messenger RNA. RefSeq names its product CMRF35-like molecule 8. The record is from RefSeq and is a predicted model, not a curated record. The coding region runs from base 135 to 1211 and encodes 358 amino acids. NCBI's taxonomy places the organism in Eukaryota, Metazoa, Chordata, Actinopteri, Siluriformes, Siluridae. The transcript is spliced from 7 exons.